This is a messenger RNA of Parnassius apollo (apollo), 669 nucleotides long. Lineage: Eukaryota; Metazoa; Arthropoda; Insecta; Lepidoptera; Papilionidae. The record is from the annotation of a GenBank genome assembly.
AUGGUGAUUUCGGUUGGAAAAAAAGAGAAAAAUAAUAACAUAAUUCACGUACAAGCACUGGUACUGCGCACGUCGGGAUUAAAUUCCAAACAUCCAGCCAUUAUAAAACUGUGGAUAGAUGUAUCUCAAGAAUAUGGAAAUAGAUUAGUUGGUGAUAAUGAACAAGAAGUCACAAAGGUCUGCGAUUGCCUUGCUGGAGCUUCAGAGAAAUGUAAACACAUAUUAGCUGUCAUGCUUUAUCUCUCAAGAACUGAGGAGGCAGAUCUGGAGGACCUGAGUUGUACCGACAUUGAGAAAAAAUGGGUUACGCUUAAAACUACAGCAUUGAAGGAAUACGAAGCAAAAUCAUUGUCUGAAAUGUGCCAUGUAAAAGGACAGAGGGACAUCUAUGUGAAAACAAUGCCAGAAGUCACUGAAGAGAUGGAAAGUCGUUGGAGAAUGAAGUUAAUGCAGAGUAAAUACGAGGGUGGAUUGAAAAGCACACCAAACAGUGAAUAUUCUUUAUUUACAAGUCUCAUGCGAAGAGGUGAUGGAGUUAUUGAUUAUGGUGAAAGGGUAAUUAGUAGAAGUGUAGACAAGACAAAAUUUCCUGAAAAACUAUUGACUUUUAAUUUGUGGCGGGUAAUGAAUGUAUUAAGAAAACUAACUGAAGAAAAGUUGAAGACGUGA